Messenger RNA from Polypterus senegalus (gray bichir), 3651 nucleotides. RefSeq names its product ras-related protein Ral-A. NCBI's taxonomy places the organism in Eukaryota, Metazoa, Chordata, Cladistia, Polypteriformes, Polypteridae. The transcript has 5 exons. The coding region runs from base 251 to 871 and encodes 206 amino acids. Gene Ontology annotation, biological process: regulation of exocytosis; Ras protein signal transduction. Gene Ontology annotation, cellular component: plasma membrane. The record is from RefSeq and is a predicted model, not a curated record. Gene Ontology annotation, molecular function: GTP binding; GTPase activity; GDP binding.
CUCCGAGCCACCUCGCCACCGCACCCCUUUCGCCAUAUUUUUCAGAACGAAAAAAGGGGUGAGGCACGUUUGGGACGUGGAAGUGUGCCAGUUCUGGUUAAUUAACGUUGGUGGUUUGAAGUGGUCCAGCAGCAGGGUGAACCUUUUGCUGAAUGACUACAUCACAUUUUUGACAUCUGUACCGGCGUCUGGGCAACAUACAGAUUUUUACAGAAUUUACCAAGUUGGUCAGUUGGUCUUCCCUUUCAAGAUGGCGGCAAACAAACCCAAAGGACAGAACUCCUUGGCUCUACAUAAAGUUAUCAUGGUCGGUAGUGGAGGAGUUGGAAAAUCAGCAUUGACAUUGCAGUUCAUGUAUGAUGAGUUUGUGGAAGAUUAUGAACCUACAAAAGCAGAUAGCUACAGGAAAAAAGUGGUUUUGGACGGAGAAGAAGUUCAAAUUGAUAUCUUGGAUACUGCUGGGCAAGAGGACUAUGCUGCUAUUAGAGAUAACUACUUCAGAAGUGGUGAAGGCUUCUUGUGUGUUUUUUCCAUUACAGAGUUAGAGUCUUUUGCGGCAACAGCAGAUUUCAGAGAACAGAUUUUGAGAGUAAAAGAAGAUGAAAAUGUUCCAUUUUUACUCGUGGGAAACAAGUCAGAUUUAGAAGACAAGCGUCAAGUUUCUGUCGAAGAAGCAAAAACACGUGCUGAACAGUGGAGUGUAAACUAUGUAGAAACAUCUGCAAAGACAAGAGCAAAUGUUGAUAAGGUGUUUUUUGAUUUAAUGCGAGAAAUCCGUGCACGAAAAGUAGAAGACAGCAAAGAGAAGAAUGGAAAAAAGAAAAGGAAAAGUCUGGCCAACCGAAUCCGGGAAAGAUGUUGCAUUUUAUAAUGACACAGAUAGGUUUAUAUUCUGAUACCCUUCCUUUUACUAAACAACUUAGUUUGUUAGCAUGCCCUUCAGAAGGCUUUCAGAAACUAAAGUUCAAGAUCAUGGGGGACUCGCAUACAUACGGCUUUAAGAAACAAAAAAGUAGAAAAAAAUAAAGUUAAAGCAUGAAUUAGGACCUACUUGGGAAGGAGCAGCCUCUUUUGAAAUGCUGUUGUGUAAGGUGAUUGAAGAUGCAGCACAGUCAAGUUUUAUCAUGGGUUCCAUUUUCCUUUAGGUUUAAUGCCUGCAUGUAGUAGGCAAUGUCUGUCUUAUCCACUGGUAUAUAAUCUUGCACACUCCGAAAUUCUGUUAACAUCCAAUGCCUUGGUUAGUUAAAUGAAUGUGAAAAGCAGUUUACUUUGUCUCUUGCUGGUAAUAUUUUGAUAUGCAAUUUGGUAAACGAUAAGCCAGACAUUGUUUUUACAUUGUUCUUUUUAUGUGUGUGUCUUGUAUUCUUAGAUAAUUUGUCUACCUAUUGGCACUAAUACAAUAACAAAAGCCUUUGUAAAAUCUGUACAUAGAAAUAUUUGACUAUGCCUUAAUUUAAAAACAAAAAAACCCUGCAGGCUAUAAUGCUGGUAGUGUGAAGUGUGACAAUUUUUAUGCAUAAAAUGUUGAAUUGUUUGCAAGUGGUUUCUGUAUGAUCAUCCAGUGUGUGCCAUAUACAAAUACCCAAGGGCUUUCUUGCCAAGCCCUGGUAGCUGUAUUUUUCUUGUGAUUCUGUUUACAGCUCCUUACCCGACAAAGCACAUCAGUAUACCUAUCAAUGAAUUUGUUAAAGUUAAAGAAAAUGAGUCAGAAAGGGAGAAAAAGUUGAUUUUUCAAGUCUGUAGCAGUCAUUCACAAGAGAUUUUAUUGCAACUUUCUUAUUCAGAUCAUUUCAAUUAUGUAGCCUGUGAUGGCUAUAGUUCUAAAAACAGUACAGUAGUAUAAAAAAUGCUUAGCACUGGUCCUAGUGAUCAAAUGCAAGCCUUUUGUGUUUUAAAUAUGAAUCAUCUUUUUAAAUUCUGUAUAUAUAUAUAAAUAUAUUAGAGUAUAACAACAAACAAACCACAUAUCUGUUUUAGAGCUUUAUAGUUAAACUGUACAAAAACUAAACAUUUUUGAUUGGACCUUAUACCUUUGUAUUUUUCAUUUGACACGUUUCUAGAGUUGUUCUUGGAACUAUGCGAUGUAAAUUAAUCCUUCUCCUAAUUUUGUUCUAGCUAAAUGUCUAGUACAAAGUAACUUAUUUCAUUAAAGAUGCAUUGCAGCGGAAACAUUCUGUCAUAGUUUACUUUUUUAAAGUGAAGUUUCCCUAGCAGUAUGGAAAGCAAAAUACAUUUUUAUUACUUUAUCAUUUCUUAUUGUAGUGGCAGGCAGAUUCUGAAGUAAACCUUGAUACCUGCUUCAAUGGUCAGUGUAAAGAUUUUAAAUUAGUUUCCAAAGUCAUUACUCCAUUUGUAAUCAAUGCUUUUUGUGUGUGGCUGAACAAAACAAAAAUACAUUUAAGUUGUUAAAGAUGUACUAUUAUUUUGACAAACUUGACUUGUGUUCCAGAUGAGAAAGUAAUCAUGAGUGCUUAUACCAUAAUGAAUUAGGAAACUAGUCAUUGCACUGAUUGAAGAUCAGUUGUGAUUUGCAUACGAUAUUUUUAUCAGCACUUAAGAUGAGUUUUUUAAAAAUUGAUCACCAUCAUUUACAUUUUUUUUCAAGGGGCCAUGAGAAUUAAGCAGUAUGCCAUGGUUUUGUUGUUUUAUUGUCAAUUCAACUCAGGUUGAAGUCAGUCAGAAUAAUGUGUGUUUCUGGUAAACAGAAAAAAAGAAAAAGGCGCUCGAAGUCAGUCCAGAGUCUUAUGUGGUUUAUCAAAGAUGAUCAUGUGUAUUUUUAUGUGUUAAUUAAAAUGUCAUAAGCUCUAGUGUUCCUUUAUUUCAUGUUUUACUAACCCUAUGGAUCUUAUUUACCAUCAAGAAAAUAUAGUACCAGGGAAAGACUGCUUGUUUACAUUUUGGGGAAAUGGCAAAUAUACUGUAUCACCAAUUAUGUACUGUUUUCCGUUCUAAGUGUUACAAAGACAGUAAGUGUUGGGCUCACAAUCCAGUGACAGUGGAAUCACGGUGUUUCUCUUAUGCAGGUAUCUUUUGUCUGCUAAACAAAUUAAACAGGUAGGUUUAAUAGCACUUGUUCCUCAAAUAAUCACUUUAUCAAAGAAGAAUUAAAUAUGUGCAUCUGUUAUUGAUAGAUGUUCACAGGGUGAAGAAGGAAUUGUGCACCAUAAAACAUGUACUGCUGUGUGAAAAAGAAAUUCCAGACCUGAAGUAUUUGGUGUUCACUCAAAAUUGUACUUUUUUAUUUUGCUGUCAGAAAAGUGCUGUUUCUUGAUCACCCUGUUUGUUGUUUCCAAAUGUAAAAGCCUAAAGGGUUAUGGGUUGUGAAUUGAUUUUUUAAAAUUUGAUUUUAUUCAUUUUAUGUUGUUAUCUUUAUUGCAGUUACAUGCUAAUUCAGAUGUUGUCAUUUGGUUAGUUAAUGUGUGAAUGUUACUUUUUUUUAUAUCUUUUAUGUUACAAUAUUUACUUUUAACUAGGGAUCCCAAACCACUAAAACUCUUGCUGUCACCGUUUGAACUGCUGGGUACUUAGGUGCUAUGACGCCAUCCAGUAAAGAAUAAUGUCUGUAUCAGGCCGAAGCCAGUGCCCACACAUUUUAAUUGCUGUAUUUGAGCCAUUUCAGACAAAAAAAUAAACUUCCUUUUUUUAGAAAAA